UCUAUUGCGUUUCGAAUAUUUCAUUUAUACGCACGGGUACGGUAGACUCGAUCCAAACAGACAAACGUUCAAAAUUAUUGCACAAAAUUAUAAGUAAACACCCCGCGUCCACCCCACCGCCCAUAUUGGGUACCUCGUGUUUUCGGUGGUUCCCUGAAAUACCGGAAAAGUGUCUGUUAAUCGUGAAGUUUUCCUAAUGAAGCACUGAAACAGAACGACCGACAGCAACAACAACGCAACAGAAAAGAGUGGAUAAAGAAAACAGACAGCAAAAUGCUAGAACCGCCGAAAUUUAUAGAGAAUGAUUGCUACAACGGCAGCCGGACCUUCACUUGGCUGGCGGAUAUGGUGGGCCUCUCCGUGGACUUGGUAAACUUUUUGAUUUGCCAAAUAUCUGCUCUCUUCCUGGCCUCGCUAUUUCGGUCGAUGCUGCAUCCUUCGAAGGUUUCCAGCAAAUUGCGCCACACAUUCGCCCUAUCGAUUGGCCUGGCCUUCGGCUACUUUUGCUUUGGUCAGCAGGCAAUCCACAUUGCCGGAUUGCCGGCAAUAUGUUACAUCGUUAUCCGCACCCAAGAUCCACGUAUUGUCCAAAGAGCCGUCCUGCUGGUAGCCAUGAGUUAUCUGCUGUGCGUACAUUUGAUGCGCCAGCUUUACGACUACGGAUCCUACGCCCUGGACAUAACCGGGCCCCUUAUGAUCAUCACUCAGAAGGUAACCAGCCUGGCGUUCAGCAUUCACGAUGGGUUUGUGCGGGGCGAUGAGGAACUCACCAAAGCGCAACAGUACCACGCCAUCCGCAAAAUGCCCUCUGCUUUGGAGUACUUCUCCUACGUGUGGCACUUCCAAAGCAUCCUAGCCGGUCCUCUCGUUUUCUACAAGGAUUAUAUCGAGUUUGUCGAAGGCUACAAUUUGCUUAGUACUCCACCGGGCAAUGGAAAUCUCGACAGCAGCAAGAGAGAAGUAGUACUGGAACCUUCGCCUACUAAAGCGGUAAUACGUAAAGUAGUUGGUAGUCUUGUGUGCGCUUUCAUCUUCAUGAAGUUCGUGAAAAUAUAUCCCGUGAAAGACAUGAAGGAGGAUGACUUUAUGAACAAUACCAGCAUGGUUUACAAGUACUGGUACGCCAUGAUGGCUACCACCUGCAUACGCUUUAAGUAUUAUCACGCCUGGCUCCUAGCGGAUGCCAUAUGCAACAACUCAGGUCUAGGUUUCACCGGCUACGAUAAGGAUGGCAAUUCCAAGUGGGACCUGAUAUCUAACAUCAAUGUGCUGUCGUUCGAGUUUUCAACGAACAUGCGCGAUGCCAUCAACAACUGGAACUGCGGCACCAACCGCUGGCUGCGAACGCUUGUCUAUGAACGAGUGCCCCAGCAGUACGGCACGCUCCUUACCUUCGCCCUCAGCGCCGUCUGGCACGGCUUUUAUCCGGGCUACUACCUGACCUUCGCCACCGGCGCUGUCGUUGUAACGGCUGCGCGCACCGGCCGGCGACUCUUCCGUCAUCGCUUCCAGAGCACGCAGGUCACGCGAAUGUUCUACGACAUCCUCACCUGCCUGAUCACACGCGUCGUACUGGGCUACGCCACAUUCCCAUUCGUUCUGCUUGAAUUUAUGGGCAGCAUCAAAUUGUACCUGAGAUUUUAUUUGUGCCUUCACAUCAUUUCACUAGUGACCAUAUUUAUUUUACCCAAGUUUAUACGCGGCGAACGCCGGCUUCGGACGUCGAAUGGCAACGGAAACGUGCGCUUGUCGGGCAGCGGCAAUACCAAGGAUGCAGUGACCACUAGUGUGGAGUCUACGGCAGCCCUAACCGCUGGCAAUGAUCUCAACGAGGAUAAAGAGGAGGAUAAACACGCUCAAUGUAAAGUCCACACGCCCACACAACAGCAGCCAGCUGCUGGCCCACACAAAACAACCGUAGAACAACCAACCGAGCAACCAAACAAUGUAAAUCUUCGAUCACGCCCACAGCAGCAGCAGCCACAUCUCGAAAAGAAGGCAAUGCCGCCCACAUGCGCCCGGGACGCGGUUAGUGUUCCUCAUGACCAAUGCGAGAUGGAUCAGUUGUCCAGCAAGCUUAAGGAGAAGAUCGAGGCGGAGACCAAAAACAUAGAGGAGUUUAUUGAUAAGACUGUUACCGAAACCGUGAGCGGCAUUGUAGAGUUCAAGAACGACCUGAUGCGGGACAUCGAGUUCCCCAAGUUAAAGCUACCCGGCAGCAACGGGGCAAUUUCUUUGGACUCUUCAAAUGGCGGUGGGCUGCGCAAGCGCAACAUAUCCUCUGUCCAUGACAAUGGCACAGAUCCUGGCCAUGCUACCGCUGACCUCCAUCCUCCUCUCGAGGAGAAUGGCGCCGCCUUUCUAAAGAAGGAGAUCGAGGUAAUCAACGCGGUGGUGCAACAAGCAGUGCCGGCAGUGCUUAGCAACGGUCAUGCAAAAUAGUAGCAUUGGCCAGCAAGUGUGAGGAGAUCGAACAAAACAACGAGGACGAGGGUGGAACGGCAGGGAUUGGAGGCAGUCAGGGGCCAAAAUGGGUGCUCCAUAUCUGAUUGAUUGAUUAAUAUAUACACUGCGAGAAUUAUCCAAUGCGCACACGAUAUUCGCACACUCCAAACAAUUGCAACAACUUUUGGGUUUCUCAUUUAAUAAAUCGUUUUCGUUGACAAUCCUGAAGUAAAGAAAUUGUUUACCCUAAUGCAAGUUUUUAGGACGGCUGAUUAUUAAAGAAAUAACUAAAAUACACUAACAUACUCGAUAUGUUCAUCAGCAGCUAAUACCCUUGUUUAAAUGUGCACAAAGUCUCUAAUUGUUGUUGAAAAAAUCUAUAUACUUUUAUAGUUGUUUAUUUGUUAAUAUCCCAUGGCCUGAUACGAACAGUGCGUUUUAACCAUACCCGACACAUAUCCGCUAGAGUAAUUAAAAUCCUGAAAAAGUUAAGAAAAUCGACAGGUAUGUAUGCACGUCGAUUACCAGACAAGGGAAGGCAGCCAAAACUUUUUGAUAAGUUUAUUUUAAAAAAGAAACCCAGAACAAGAAAACUAAAAACGCACUGUUUGAGUCACGACUUUUAUCGAAAACUAAUCCAUAUAUAUGUAAAAGCCUGCAUAUGUUAAAAUGUUUACCAUAUAGUCUAUGUGCGAACUAAAAAAAAUUUUUCAGUAUCAUUACUAUUGUAGUUCAAAUCCCGCCCGAAGGAACAACAACGUGACAAGUAGAACCAAUGUUAUCAUCUUCAAUUUAAAAACAAAAGCCUAAACAAAAGUCAACCAAAUCCUAACUUUAGACUGAAGCUAUUGACAUUUACUAAGCAAACAAAAAGCAGAACGUGCGUAGAUAAAGUUAGUUAGUAAGCCGUCAAGUUGAUUUUGAUAUUAUAUUUAAACCAAUUCUUGUACAAGUGCGUAAGAGUGUCUGGACAGGAGUACCGGCAUGCUCCACAUUUGUAUAUCCUUUCCAAACCGGCCUAUUAGCUGGCUCUUUUUGUACAUGUUCGUGUCCUCCACUUGUGGCUUCCUACUCCGUAGCUCUUAAGCAUGCUCUUUAUAUAACCUUUUUGUUUUACCCAUUAAUUUGUUAAACCCAAUAAAUGAUUUUUCCCGAAAUCCUUACACGUAAUCGAUAUAUUUUUAUAUUUAUUGUAAUGAAGAGUCGGAAACAAAACCACUCCUACCGUGAGCGAAAUCUCAGAGCACAUUUGUCUUGAAGUCGUAGUUUUCUCCUGGAAAAGCGCCGGAGAAGAUUUCGACAGGCACAUCACUAAGGUGUUAAGCAGUCCAGUCGCCUAAGAUAUACAAAACCAAUUUGAUCAUUGAUAUUCGAAAAAUAAAUCGUAUAUGUGUAAUUUACAUUGAAUUUACUGGUGUCCCUCGAAAAUGGAUUAUUUAUGUAAUGGACUUUUAGUGGAUAUAUAUAUGGUCAAAGCUGUUAACUCCGUUCAUCGCCUUAGUAAUGCGAAAAUGGUUGGUCAUAAUCUUUAUGUGUAUAUCGAUGGAAUGCGACGGGGAAAGUCAGAAAUAUUUUGCAGAGCCGAUGCAGAUAGGAUGUAUCCGUUUAUUAUAUCCAGACAUUUAACUUCUAGUUUGGACACUUGGCUAUUUUUAAAUACAAUAACUACUGAUAUUGGAAGCAUUCGAAACGGCAGUCUUUAUUCAAUUAUUCAACAUAUAAUUCAACUCCGACAAAGCAUGCCUUGUUGCAAGCAUGCAAUCAUCUACAGUGCACCCUUUGACCUUUAAAUAUGGAAUCCCUAGAAGAAUUAUUUACGGAUUUAUUAAGGUUUGUACGUUUGUGAUGUCGAGGUGGUUAACUUAACGCGUAAUUGAAUGCCAACUAUUUUAGACCUUAUAUUUUAAUUGAUAAAACUAUCUCAUUAGAUGAUUUCAACUGGGCUUCAAGUGCAUUGAUGAGGGAAACUAAAGAUUCACAUAUUUUGACAAGUUAAAUGUGUUUUUAAAAAAUUCAAUGACAACAAGAAACAAGGAAAACUUCUGCAAGACCGAGCUUAUAUACCCUUGCAGUAAUCAAAUUAAAAAAAUAUAUGUUUACCAAAUAGCAAAAAAUCAAUGUUCACAAACAAUGAAAAACCCAAAAUAAUAAACUGAAGCCUUAAAACGCUUUAUGACCGAAGUCAAUGAUAGAUUUAAAGCUAAAAAACGAUCACCCCGAAACCUGUUACAUAUGAAAGAUUCCGUUAGCUAGGCUUUUAUUUGUUAAAAGACAUUUUUAAAUGUUCUUAUUAAAAACUUAAAUAAAGCUCUAUUUCAAUUCUUCUUAGAAUUCGAGACUACCGCU
Drosophila melanogaster (fruit fly) is the source of this 4791-nucleotide messenger RNA. It is a transcript of the gene oys, whose product is annotated as oysgedart. The record is from RefSeq and is marked reviewed. Gene Ontology annotation, cellular component: endoplasmic reticulum; membrane. Gene Ontology annotation, biological process: phospholipid metabolic process. Gene Ontology annotation, molecular function: 1-acylglycerophosphocholine O-acyltransferase activity. The transcript has 7 exons. The coding region runs from base 274 to 2442 and encodes 722 amino acids. Lineage: Eukaryota; Metazoa; Arthropoda; Insecta; Diptera; Drosophilidae.